AUGCGCCUCGCCCAAGCGAUGCUCCUUUGGCUCGUUCUCGGAUGCUUGUGGCUGGUCGGCGGGACGACGACCUGCUGGCAGGCCGAUGUCGACGCCAUGGAGAGUUGCUUCAGCAAUGUCAACGGAUGCAACUCGUGUCAACUUGUUGCAGCAACAGCGUCCUUGCGCUACGAUGAUUACUUCACACCGUUCCUGCCUACAAACAGGUCGUGCGAACCAGCAGUGCUCGGGGCGAUUUGCCCGGAUGCCGACAAUGGAAGGUGUUGCGUGUUGGCCAACGAAGCGUUUGACCUGUACAACCCUUACCGGCACUUGUGUUCCAAGCCAUACGCAGUGAAUGACACUCAGAGCCAGCACUUUUCUCCGAACGAUCGAAAGGUGGCCCUUGCUGGUGCCCAGGUCUUCAAGCAGCAGCUAGGCAUUGGAUCGAAUUUCACGCUCGAGACAAGCUGGCAUGUCGGGCAAACCAUCACCGUGACCUUGCGUGACAAUGCAAACGGCACCGUCGGAUCGUUCGAGUUGAAUUCGACUAGCAACAAGGCGACUUGGCGUGAUGCCACCACCACCAGCAGCAUCGUCGUCACAAGUCUGGCCAUUUUGACCGCACCCGUGCAGCGCAUUCAGUUUCGAGUCACGAGUUCAUCGCUUCAAGUGUCCGUGAAUGGCUGGAUCGUGCCAAAGUACCCCCGUCCAGUCGUCCCCAUUUCAGCCCUCUCCGUUCGAAGCGACAACGAAGCCAUGUGUGUGCGAGCCGUCGACGCUCGAUUUGCACCUUUAGGCGAAGACGACCAAGCCAGUAACCACAGCGACUUGCAAUGUUUGACGGCAGCGGAUUCCCUCACCUCUAGCACCUGCUCUGUGGCUCACAUUGAGAUCUUCACCCUGCCAUCGAUACAACCCAUGUCGAUUCAAGUGAACUUGCUGGACCAAGACCAUCGUGGGCUACUCUUGAAUCCAUCUUCCGCGGUGGUGGUGCUAACUAGCUUCACGCCAUCCACGUCAUUUGACUUGGUGCUCAAUCCUCAAUUGUACGAUCGUACCGAUACAACCAUUGCAUUGCUGCAGUUGAACUGUAUCGCAUGGCUCGCAUCGAAUGUGUUUGAAAUCCACGUGCGUGUCAACGACAUGCCGGCGCCACAAGUGUUUUACCCAUUGACAUCGUUCCGACCCGUCGACAACAACAGCACGACACUGUCGCAGCCUCCUUCGCAGACAUUUCUACCUGUUCUCCAAGAUGCAUAUUUGUCGUCUGACAGUGUUGUAUGCGCUCUGACAUCGCCUGGCGCAUGUGGCUAUUACAACGCCCAGUCGAACGCAAGGUGGUACCCCAAGCUGGACAGCGCCACGGGUCUGCCGGUGCUCACCGUAUCCAGCAGCUCCCGCCAACCCACAAGUCCAUCCCACCGAGUGUUGAACGAUGGCAGGUCCACGGGUAGCCAGCAUGUCACGCCCACGGUUCAAUGGCGGGUGAAAAAUGGACUCGCCGAGCGCAACCACGGUGUGGACCUAGCUGUGACGUGGUUGUUGCCGGCUUUGUUUCAACUCGGGUUUGAAACCGACAAUGGCACCAUGGAUGUGAUGGAGUUGAUUGACCAUCACUCCUUUAAUACUGUUGCGAUACAGUCGGAUGCAACCGCGUGCAACCGCCAUUGGCUGAAUCUCCACAUGAAUGCACGUCCUUUGUCAUCUGUUGUGCUUCGACUGACCAUGCGACACAACUUUACCGGCAGCGUCAACCUAACCCUGCUUCAGCGAACGGUAUCGCAUAAACGCAAUGUGACAGUGUUGGGUGCGAUCAUGUUGGCGUGGAUUGAACCUCGUGUACGUCACGUGGUCGAGUUAUCGCCGUCGUCUGAGGACCUUGUGGUGGCCAUUCCGUCAUGUGACAAAGUGUGGCCGAACGUUCCCACUGGCCCCGUGCGGUUUAUAUUGACAUGGGACAGCGUACACACCCUCACGUCGACAAAUGCUGACCACACGAUGCUGCUGCCAUCGACCUCCACCUUCGAUGGGACACAAGGACUUCAAAGAGCAGAGUUCUUUGAAUGGCCAGCAUCCAUCUACUUUCACGGCAUUUCGGGGUAUAUUGGAACCAUUGCCGUGACGUGGCAGGCCCAAUGGACACUUGGACCUGUGGACUAUGCAUAUUCGACGUACUUGAGCCUACACCUGCACGACCCAGUGUACUCGCCUCGGAUGGCGCCACGUGUCCUGGCCAAUGUUCUGGAAGUUCCAUCUUCGUCACCUGAUUUACCAUUGUGGAGGUCAUUGAAUGAAGUACCAUUGGAGUCGGCUAUCGAAACACCCGGGGUAGCCGUGGUGGAGCCCACAGUGCAAGAGAUUGCGGUGGACGUCGAUAGCUUCAUCCGGCACGAGGCCCCGUCGUCCCGACGCCAUCUCGACGCUGCUUCGAUCAUGUUGCCAGGGCGACUGUUUACGUCAAUGGCGUUCUUUAACGAGUCCGUGUACACAUUUCACCUGAGCGAGUGGAUUGAAUCGUGCGUCAUGAUGUUUCAUGAGUCGAUGGAUGUGGUCGAUAUGUCUUCGCUUUCUGUGACACUGGACUGGACCGGGGUAUCUCUUCAAAACGUGUUUGUAUCGGAAGUAGACGAUGACAACCAACCGUUUGAUUGGCUCAGUGGGUCGUGGACCUCGACCACCAUCGCAGCGAACACGACGAUUUCGAUGGUUCCAACACCACAUGCUGGGACGCUGUAUGUGACACUGCACGGAUCGUUCUGCGUAUUCAACGGCUCCUCUACCUAUGCUCAGUCGUCCAUCGUGCGGUUGCUCGCGGGGGAAACUAUCGACACGAUUGAUGCACUGGACGACGUCCAUAUAACAACCACGAAAGUGUCCGCCAUGGCCACUGAUAAAGACGGCAUUGUUCAGCUCUAUCCGCUAGAGUACUUUGCUGUUGGACUUGAUCUUCCGGUUGUGUGGAGCGAAGUGCAAGUCUUCUUUUCCGCUCCAGUUGCAUCGGUGGCAACCAAUGCGACGACGUCGAUAAUACAUGCGACGACGUAUGCCGGCCAACCUUCGUGGACAUGGACCAAUCUCCCAUGUGCGACGAGGAUUUCCAUCACGCCCGUGGAUCCGUUGACCGUCUUGAUCAUUCGCCUUGUGAUGAAAACAUACUCGAGUGGCCAUGUAGUUGUCACAGAAAUCACAACAUCCCAACCUCGGGAUUGCAUUCCAGUGGUGCCGCUGCUGAUUGCGCCGUAUCCCAGCGCCAUCAUCGCAUCCUCUGCAUCCACAUGCCGAACGCAGCUGUCGUUGCCUGUGUUUCUCCUGGACGACCCGACGACGACAUCGCUGGACGUGUCUGUGAAGUUGGCUCCGUGCUCGAAUUUGAGUGUACGCUGGCGAGGGUCGACGUUGUCGCAGAGUUACAAUAUGUCGUGCACGUACAACCUCGUCACAGGAACCAACCACUCGUUCGUGAAUGACACGCUCUUGGUCCAAAACACGACCGACAUACCUCCGAUGAUCUCGUUUACGCUGGAGGCUGUCAAGCAAUCCACUGGCGGCACGUCGUCGCACGUCGCGCUUGAUUGGAUGGACAUGCUCCUUCCUUGCAUUGCCGACAGCCCGACGAAUAACGCGAUACUUCCAUCGUGUGUUGCGAAUCCGAUGCAUGUGACACUGUUUCAAGCCGACCUCCCAGGCCAAACGCCCAGCGAAUUCCGCGUCUCCACCACCAACCACGACUGGCUCACCACCGUGAUUACAUUUGCCAUGGUUCCGUGUAUUGCACUUGACAUCAACGUGACCAGCUCAAGUGGACCUGCCUUGUCGUUCGAGUACAACCCGACCUCGUGUGAUGGGAUUGUCAGGAUUCCACCAGACAUCGAGUUUAUGCGGCUGAUGGUCACGCCGUCACAGGCGUUCGUUGGAAGCGUGGACGUCGCAUUUACCCGCACUCAAACGAUGUCGCAUACAGAAUGGUUGGCGUCCACGUGCAGAUCUGCCACGUCGGCGCGAGUUACAUGGUAUAUUCCUAUGGAUACCCAGCCGUCGGUGUUGUCCAGGGCGACCUUGCUCAGUCUGCCCUUCUUUACCUCGUCACACAACGUUGCUAUUGACUUUAUGUAUCGCAUCGAUUCUGAACAUGCUUCCCUAACAACUCAAGUGGUGGGCGUCGUCAUUGCUGUACCUCCCUCAUCCAACACCUCGAUCGUGCUCUUGACCUGGUCCAGUGACCAAGCCGUCGAGCUUGGCAAGUGGCAACCAAAACACUUGGAGUUUUUGGCCAACGAGUCAGCGGGCUUGUAUGAUGCAUUCCAGCUUGUGUUUACCGCCGACUCGUACUUUGACGACGACGUAUCGCUGCAAAACAUGUCCAUAUUCCAGUCCAAAGGAGGGGGAGAUAUCCACGGCGAGCUCGUGCUGGAGGCAGUGACGGGCGGCGCGAUGGUGCUGUACCAUCAGUAUAACACUGGCAACGCCGACAACGAACAAGUGGUCGAGUACACGGUGUACCUUGGCCAAGAAGGACAAGGCGACGAAUCUGUGGCGUAUUCUGGGCAGGGGAUUGUGUCGACGGGAUGCCGUAUCGGCAACACCUUGGCGCUGGAAAUCCCAGCGACGGAGUCGGCCACUCCAUCUUCGUGCGCGGCCGACUGCUUUACAGCCGACACCCAAGGUCGUCUCACGGGGCUGUCAGUUCUGCGCAGCUUGACAGUGUUCGACUUGCCAGAUUGGACACUUGGCAUGUCCAUUUGGAUCAACCACACGAGUCCGUCGAAUUCGUUGCUGUUUAUGUUUGGACAACAGACAAUUGCCGCCAGUUGCUCUGCAAGUGGCUUACGAAUCCAGACCUGUGCGACACGCCAAGACAUUCCGUACAUAUUGCCCACGAACGAGUGGCUUGAGCUGGCGUUUGCAUGGUCGUCCAGUACGAGGGCGGUUGUCGUGUCUGUGAACGGUGUGGCCAUCGCUCAAGUCGACGCGUUGCCAUCGUGUGCUACUACUACGACAGCUACCCUUGGAAUCCUUCAAAUUGGACGAGAUUCCAUGUACGGGCUGGAAUACUCUGCAUUGGAAGCAUUGGUGGACCAGGUCCGAUUGUGGCCAUACAACUAUGUAUCAGCGCAAGCAGUACUGCAGGACGACAACGAUGUCGCACGGGAUAUUGUGUUGCAUUUGAGGCUGGCCAAGUCGAAUGCAAGUGCCGACGUGAGUGGCGUCGAUAGCAGUGGCCAUGGCAACCACUUCCUUGUGCAGAAUGUCACGGCGGUGCGUAGCCGCGUGAGCCAGCAGUUUAGCUUGUCUCGCGGUGGUGUUUGCAUGUGUGGCAGUGGGAGGAGGUCCAGUCGGCCCGUGGACGCGCUCUAUUGCAACACACCGUGUAUGCUCGAUGGCUCCUUGGCCUAUGGCGGGAUAUGUGACACGGUUGCAAGGACGUAUUCAAUCGGUCGAUUCCAAUUGAAUCGGCUGAGUCCAGCCACGAGCUACAGCGUUCGACUACACUACGAAACCGUGUCUGGCAAGAGUUUCGACGUAUCGACGAUCUUGGUGGUGAAGACAACUGCCCCCACUCGCCCAGGCGCUGUCUUGAAUGUGACAGCGCAACUCCACCAAACAAGUGCUCGUAUUCAGUGGAUGCCAGAGUAUGAUACUGGGGGCCUGCCAUGCCUGUACUUUACACUGUACGUGAAUGGAUUUCGCGUGUCGAAAGUGUCCAAUGUGUACGAAACCACCUUGUUCAACCUUCUCUCCAACACUACGUACCUGCUGUCGAUUGUGGCCACCAAUGCAUUGGGGGAUGGCCCUCCCAGUGAAACCCUUGUUCUCGCCAUGAACAGUACCACCAGUGCAAAGCCGUCGGCUCCGACGUCGCUGGCUGCCCUUGUCACAACUUCCGGUGCAGUGCAAGUGCAAGUGGGAGGAAUCUCUGAUGUCGGCGGCGCCCCACUGUCGUCCAUAACGAUUGAACAGUUCCACUGGGGCAAGUAUGAAGUGGUGGCACGAGGUGGGACGUUGGACAGAGCCACAAACAGCUUUGAGAUUUGGGUGUACCACCUACCCAGCAAUGCCACCAUCGACUUGCGCGCCUCGGUGACCAAUACCCUCGGUCUUGAAAGCUCCAUGAGUGAAUUAUUUCAAGUCCGAACACAUGUCAAGUCUCUCUUCCAUCCAUAUGUCCCCACACCGUACCUGCGACAAGCUACGGGUGGAUCCAUCUCAAUUUCCAUUGACCGGCCAUUGGAUACAGGCGGCUACAACAUUGUUGGUUUUUACAUCUACCUGUCGACGUGGAAUUCGACCAAUUGGACACUAGCAGCCAAGACCAUCCACACGCCAGACGAGAGCUUGACGUUUGAUCUAUUCUACACCAACCCCUCACAAACCAUGCCCAUCUUGCCCCACACUACCUACAACAUCCAAGUAGUGGCCGUGACAGACGACAUGGUGUGCCACAGCUGGCAAGACUUGAUCGGGUUUGGACGAGUCACCAGUGUCACCACCCUUGCUGCCGCUUUGCCCCAGUCGCCUCCUUCUAUCCACAUGCUCAACGCUACCGCCAGCACCAGCUACAUUCGCUGCGCCCAGCCGCACGACAUGAACGGAGCGACGCUCGUCGGCUACGUGGUGUACAUGAACAAUGUGUCAGUUCAAGCCAUUUCUCGCGAUGUUUUCAUGGCAUCCAACCUCACUGCCAACACAAACUACGACGCUCAGUGUGCAAUGGUGACCAACUUUGGAACUACACGUGCCAGUCCUAGCUUGUCCUUGAGAACACGAGGGCCAUCUACUCCAGGACCAAUUCAGAAUAUCAGCGUGGAGACUACCGCCAGUACUAUAACCGUGCAGUGGCUACCCCCAGUAGAAUCGGGCGGAUCUACCGUGUUGGGAUUCAAUGUGUAUCAAGUGUUGCCGUUGUCUUUCAACUUGGCUUUGGUCCAACAUGUCACAAGUCCUCGGUUUACACUGACAUCCCUUCCAUACAAUACUUCAAAGGAGUUUUAUAUUUCCGUGCUAACCGAGGCCGCCCAAAGUAGUCCAUAUCAUAACUCCGUUCGCGCUACCACCACAGGACCUUCCCUUCCGUCGGCUCCACGGGGUGUGCAGGUGGUGACAGCAGGAAGUGAUUUUGUGGUGCUGGCACUGCAACCGCCGCUGGAAUCUGGGGGGUACAUGGCGUUCCAGUACGGGGUCGACGUCAUAUCGAUCGAAGCGUGCUACAAUGCAGAGUUGUCUGCGACAGGCAACGAGUGCUCGAUGUGUGACAUUGUUAUGGAUGCUGACGGCAGUUCCCCCAACUCAUCGUGCAUUGGGCAAAAUGGGAUGAAGUGCACACAUACCAGCUCCGGUGCUACGACUCUUUGCGGCAAAAAAGGGUUUCGGCGGUCCGUGUGCUUGUCACCGUCGCCCGAGUGUAAUGUAAACGACCUCGUGGCGUCCACUGCGUACUUGGUUGAAGCCUAUGUGGUCAACAAUAUGGGAUACAGUACAACGACCACCACGGUCAUAACCAACACACUCGGCGCUGGCAUCCCUCCUGAUGCAAUCCAACUGCGAAAUGUUCAAGAUGUGAAUGGACUACUCAUGUUCAGUUGGGACUAUCCAAAGCACCAAGGCGGGAAUGCCAUCUUCGAGUACAAUAUCAUUUGUACGAGCAAUAGCACUUCGAUAACCCUGAGCACGUGCACCCCAACUGCAAACAUGGUCUCGUCGUGCCUGUUGGAUUUUGCCAUGUGCAACCCCUUAUCGCAGGCGAACGUCGACUACUCAUGUUACGUGAUUGGGCGCAACAUGUAUGGCCAAACCUUAGCCAACCUGACGGCUGUACCGCGUGUAUAUGGCAACACAACAGUGCAGCCUUCGAUUUCGCUCUUGACGUUGAACGCCACGUCGUUUGUGCUUCAAGUGUCUCCAUCUUGCCAGAUGUCCUCGACUAGUUCGUCCAGCUCCAUAUUUGAAUGCCAAAUUCUGGACCAAAGUACUGCCGUGUCCACGGCCUUUCCAUGCUCACCUUCAACCUUGUCCAGUGUUGGCUCGUUGCAACCAGGAAGGGUGUACCUUGUAAGAGCCCGCACGGUGAACUCAUCCUUGUGGACGUCUGCGCAAUUUGCGACCUUGCCUGGCAUCCCCGACCCGCCUCGAGUUGAAGCGCAGUCUGUGACAGAGUACAGCAUCAACCUGUGCCUGUUUGCGCCAACUCAAACGUACGGCAGCGAGGUGCUAGCAUAUCAACUGGACGUCCUGAGUCCAACCAGUGGAAAUCGAGUUGUGGCUUCGACAACAUAUACUGGCGUUGGCCUUGGGUACCCGUCCACCGCAUGCGCUCCACUGUCCAUGGCGAAAUUGAAUGUCUCGACCAGUUAUGUGAUCCAUGUGGCGUCUCUUGGUGUGGGUGGAAUCGGCCCUGCGACGACGUUCAACGUGACCACGUCCGGGGCGUUGGCGCGCACGUUCAAGUGGAAAUCACACACGGUUGUUGGCUCAUUUGGAUCGACUGUCGACCUGACAAUCGUGCGGCAGAACGGCAUUCAAUACGACGAAACCGUGGCCAUUGCGCUCUCUAGCGACCAAGAAUACACCUGCGACAGCGUGUCCCGAGUGUGUGCUCCGAAGCGACGGAGCUAUUUGUUUAUGGACGUGGAUGUAGUCGGCAGCGACCGAUUGCAAACAAGCCAGUUUAGUGCCGAUGCAUGCGCUGCCGAGUGUGUGAGCUUGGACUGGUGUCAGUCGUUCACGUGGGUUCCAUCUAGCGCGUGCUAUUUGAAGGACGCAGUGCCAGACGCUACAAUUGAAAGUGGCCGCGUGACAGGCCUUAUAACGACAAAGUGCUACGCCCGCCUUGCCGGUGUCAACUUUGCAGGCAACGACAUCUCCCAUACAACAGAAAGCAACGAGUUGGAUUGCUUGGCGAAUUGUGUGGCCAAUUCAAACUGUGUGGGGCUGUACUAUAGCUCGUUUACCAACUUGUGCUACAUCAAGUAUGCCCUCACGACGCCCAACUUGGGGUGGUGGAUUGCCGCGCUAGUGCCAAAUCGAAACUGUGCGACGCCCCAACUCAUUUCGUUUAAUGCUGGCGACACCGAGGCGACGAUCUCAGUCGUCGUGCCUACCUCCGCCACAGCGUACACCAUCAGCAUCAGUCUCACCAGUGUCCCAUCUGGAGCCACCAUCGCAAACAACCCUACCAUGUACCUCAAUAUUGACGACUACUCGGCAGUACAUGGAACGUUCAACUGGGUGCCCCCAUCGAGCCUCAGCGUAACCAAAGGUGCUGUGGUCAACGCAACCAUCACAAGAGACUUUGGCUUGGCGUUCUCCGAAUCAGUAUCCGUUUCGAUUGGGAGCAACCGCAGCAGCAGCGAAGCGUACGUGUGCGAUGCCAUGACGUUAAAGUGUGCUGUUCCUACCUCGUUGUGUGGAUGGCAAGUCGCGGGCACAGAGUUCCUUGGGAACGAUAUUUCUCAAAAGAUUGGCAUUUCGCAGGCCGAGUGUUGCCAGUUGUGCGCCAACACUAGUGGCUGCGGGGCCUAUUCGUACGUGUCGGCCUCUGUCACAUGUAAAUUGAAGGCGUAUCCGUUGAAUUCGGUGGCCAGCUCCAACGUCAUCUCGGGCGUGCCGUCGCCCCAAUGCACCGAACGGUAUGAUGGCGUGGAUUUUACAGACAGCAACCUCGGCACUGCGUCUACUUUGACUGAUGUCGACUGCUACGCGCUGUGCCACCGCACUGCCACAUGUGUGGGGUUUCACUUUAAGCCAUCCACCACGACAUGCCAGUUGAAAUCAAAACUGUCCAGCGCCGUGUCGUCCAACAUGGCUGAAUAUUCCAUCGUGAUGCAGCCCAUUUGCUCCAAUUUGGUCACGUUCCUGCCUGGCGAACGCUCUAAAGUGGUGCAGAUACGCUUGCCUGUGGACGACGGCGGGUACAUUCUACCAUACUCUAUGAAUGCCAGUCUUGUUCGGGGAUUUGGGGCAUCGGUGCUCGGGACGUCCGUGUCGUAUUCCAUGACAGUCGCAGAUCCAAACCCACCCAAUGCGAUGACGUGGAGCGCUGCCAGUGUCGUGGGGUCGGAAGGAGGUAGUGCUAUUCUCGUACUACAACGAUAUGGGGUGUACAGCAAUUCGGUUCAAACUGUGUCGAUUGCGCUGACCAACUUCUACGCAUGUGACACUGUCACGUUGAUCUGCACGCCAUGCCUUGUGUCGCCUUGUGUGGCAACGAACUCGACCUUGACAUUCCAAGCCGGCCAGCGUGAAAUGAUCUUGCGUGUGCUGUUGCCCUCUAUCGCAGACUACACCCCAGCGUACAACAUCACAGGCGACAUCCUUCCAUCGUCAACAUUUACUUUGCAAACGUCUCGGGUUGUGAUUCACGUCAACGACAAUCUAGACAGUUCCGUGGUGAUGUUCACAUUGCUGGAUGUGACAGUGUUUGAAAACUGCUCGAGCGUGUCUGUGGGAGUUCACCGCGACCUGUCGUCGACGGUGGUGGCUUUUACAGUCACAUCUUCGUCUGCAUCGUACCAUCUUCCUGGCGGGAUGUUCCAAGCCAAUGCUACAUUUGCAGUGGGCGAACAUGUCAAGUACAUUCCCGUGCCCAUCACUGUAUCGCAAGGUUUCAAUCUCCCAGAUACAAUCACGUUGGAGCUAGGGUCAUCCAGCCCGUCGUCCAAGAUACGAUCAACGCCGCGAAUGCAAAUUCACGUGUGGGACUCGACAGUUGGCACCCCUGAUCCUCCAGCCAACAUGCAGUCCACAGCCUUGUCUGGUGGCAGCAUCUUGUUGUCAUGGGACCCUCCAAAGUACACUGGAUGCGUGUCAGUAUGGGACGUUAUGUAUAAUGUGUCGAUAUAUCCGCCGAGCUACCACUUUACCACAACCAACACAUCGUACCUGGUCCGAGGCUUGAAGGCCGACACGGUGUAUUCUGCCCAAGCGUCAGCGAUCAACGUGAACGGCAGCUCCAUCUGGACACUUCCAUUGAUCAUGCAGACACUACCUGCCACCUCGCCUGCACCGCCGACGAGUGCGACGGUGGUGGGCACGUACGCGACCUGGAUCACACUGCAGUGGUCGAUGGAUUCGCUCGGUGACGGCGGUGUUGGCCUCCGCUCGUGUCGGGUAUGGAACUACAACUUGGACUCAAACCUCACGACGUUGGUGUUGCAAGCGUCGGUGCCAUUUCAGUUCCCCUACACUAUCCCCAAUUUAACCCCUCAAACGAUAUAUACCAUGGCCAUAACGUGUACGAACGCGGCGCAACUGGAAAGCACCAGCUUUCAGUUCAACUUUACCACGGCGGCCGUGGACGUUCCGUACGCUCCGACCCACGUCGACACGUUUCGAAUCACGGGAGGGUCGCUAGGUAUUGCCAUUCCAGCUCCAUUCUACGACGGAGGCGCUGCCAUUGAGAACUUUACCGUCAUGUACCGCAGCUCCAUAUGCGACAACGCGACGUUCAAAGUCGGUUGCUCGGGGAACACUACCACCGAGGUUUUUCCCUUUAUUGGUCGGUGUAUUGUUGGUGGCCUGCAACAAAACACGUCGUACUUUAUUCAAGCAUAUGUUUCCAACUCAUUGGGUAUGUCUCGCAAUGCAAGCCACGUCCAGAAAUACACGACCAGCCCACCCACACUCCCCGAUCUACAAGAUGCCCCGCAUGUCACCUUUGAAUCCAUGGGCCAGCUUGUAUUGUCCUGGAGUCCGCCGGUUGAUUCCGGCGGGGUGCCGAUUGUGGGAUACGGUAUCAAGCAAUGGAACCCCGACGGAACGUUCGUGUUGGCAGUGGACAACCCAGCCGACCCCUCUACGUCUGUCAUCGUGCCAAACUUGGCUCAAAACACUCGGUAUCGAUUUGCCGUGGUGCCAUAUAACACGCUGUCGUUUUGCUCGUCCGACGAAGGACUUAGUAAUCAGCUAGUUGUACUCACUAUGAACGCCACGGUCCCCGACGCUCCCUUGCCGCCUAUUCUAGUCAACAGCACGGGGGGCUCUGUGACACUGCAGUGGUUUCCCCCAGCUCAAACUGGUGGGUUCAGUAUCAAGUCGUAUUGGGUGUAUGGCGUCCUCAACAACGACGACAACUGGGCGGUGCUGUACAGUGGCAAUGCCACGUCAUUCGUGCAGUACGGUUUGCAAGCGUCGACGAACUAUCCAAUCCAAGUGGCCGCAGUAUCGAUCGUAGGAUCGAGUGCAAACAGUUCGGUGGCAACCGUGUCAACGUCUUCACCUUCUCGUCCAGGCCCCGUCACAGCAAUCAACCAACGUGGCAAUGGUACCAGCGGCGGAGCUAUUCAGCUUAUAUGGACUGCCCCAAAGGAUACCGGUGGCCUACUUCCACUUACGUACACCAUCUACCGCGGCAACACGUCGAUCCUGGCCAAUAUCGACACUACGUACGCCGAAGACGCGAUCAAACUCUCGGCAAAUACCUCGUACUCGUACUCUAUCGUGGCUCAAAAUGGGGUUGCCCAGAGUGUGGCCAGUUCGAGUUUCAUUGGGCGGACGUCAGCUCCCAGUCUGCCGAAGCCCCCGACGCUGGACGCCGUGGCAACAAGCGGCGGGUCCAUGUCGUGGUCGUGGUCGCUGCCUAAUGACACUGGUGGCGUUCCCUUGACCAACACCUCGGCAAUUGUUUUGGAUAUCCUCACCAAUGCUUCAACCGUGUACACGAAUCUGUGGAACAAGUCCAGCUACUACGUGGGUGGGCUCACUGCGCUGAGGUCGUACACAGUACGUAUUUGGGUGACCAAUCGCAUUGGCAACAGUAGCGUUGUCGAAGUUAUAGCGACGACUACAGCGCCCACUGUGCCUGUACCCCCUGUCGCAGGCCUCCCCACGGCGCUCAAUGUGUCGAGUGGAUGGAUCAGUAUCGCAUUUCCAAAACGAGAUGCUGCUUUAUUUGACAGCGGAGGCACGCCGUUGACUGGAGGAAAUGUGUACCUAAACAACUUGCUCAUUAAAAGUGUUGCGCCAGGGAACUUGACGUCGGUCGUGUUGACGGGAUUACAAGCUCGUUCAGUGUACAACGUCACUACUACCUUUACCAACGCCGUGGGGGAGAGUGUAUUGAGUGGCAUCUUGUCUGUGACAACGUUGCCCAUGGUCGCGCCGUCGGGCGUCCCCCAACCCCUUGUGCUGCGAGACCGAUCGUCGUGGUAUUUGAACUUGACGUGGAGUGCUCCUGUGGAUUCUGGAGGCAGCCUCGCGGUCGUGUACGACAUUCGAUACAAGGAAGCUUCCUCUAGUACUACUAGUCCCUGGAUCAAUCAAACUGUAGCCGACACGGCCAUCAUUCUGUCCGACCUGCGAGCGUUACAGGGGUACCUCGUAGCCAUUCGAAGCACCAACGAAGCCGGCUCCAGUGCAUGGUCCCCGUCUGUCAACUUCUCCACGACCGUCGAGGCCGCUGGAUUUGCCACGUUUUCCCUGCUUCUAACACGAGUCUCGCAGAGCAACGGCAGCGUUAGCAUCGCCGUGACUCGAAAUGCCAGUGGCAUCUCUGGGUCGGUUAUGUUCUCGACCCAGAGCGGCACGGCCGUAGCUGGCACGCACUUUGUCGAGUCGUCGGGGCUCGUGUACUUUGCGCCCACGUCCUCGUCAGCGACCAUUCAUAUUCCGUUCUUCAACGACACAUUUGGGUGCACACCGUCUGGGCGGACGUUUGGUGUGUCGAUAGCCGCAGCCGCCGGCAGCCUCGUUCGGAUCGGACCAGUGAGCAAUGUUACGGUGGUGAUGGAGGACGACAACAGCGGGGGCUUGGUCGGCUUUGAAGCCACGUCGAUCGAUCAACUGCAGCUCCUUCCGGCGCCAUUUUACACGCCUCUGAACGUGACCAUCGUCCGCUCUGGCCACGCCUUGACAACAAUUAACGCAUCGCUGGCAGUCAAUUUCACCAUGAGCACGGCUACGAUGACCCGACAGAUCCUGUCGAUUCCGUCGUUUGUAGUGCUUACUCCGAACCAAUCGAUUGCCGUCGCCACGAUCUAUCUUGUCAACGACGGCAUCUACAACCUCCCAAGUCUGUUUUUCAUUCUCAACAUGACACUGCCCAACAGUUUCUCCAGUUGCUCCGUGCUCAACACGGUGGCGGCAGUGACCAAGGUCACUAUUUCAGAGCGCAACGUCGUGUCGCCACCUGGACCACCCACUCAUAUUGCUGUGGCGUGGCUAACUGGUGGCUUGGGGCGGUUUUCGUGGAGUGCGCCGGCCAACUCGGGCGGGUAUAACCUACCCGUGACAUUCUACACGGUCAAGAUCGUUGCGACAGGGUUUGAGCUCACGAAUCGAGUGAACGAGACCAGUGUUACCAUUGGCGGACUCAAUUCCACGACCAACUACACGGCGCGAAUCGCUGCCGAAACGAGUUUAUUGGUAGGGCCAUACAGUGACGCCGUCACCUUCCAAACACUGUCACCGUCUGUGCCGUCGUUGCCGAGAAACGUGCGGUGUUCUGGGCGCGCAGGCGGCAGCCUCACGGUGGCGUGGGAUGUUCCCAUGGAUACUGGCGGGUUUCCCAUUGCCGAGUACAGAGUCAUGUGCGCAGACAUUAGUGUUCGUCCUGUGACUCGAACGGUGAGUACCACCAUGCUUUGUGAUGGACUGAAUGCGUCCAAAUUGUAUUCCAUUGGAGUCCAAGCCAUGAAUGCGUUUAAUAUUUCGUCGCUCUUUGCGUACAUUACAUGCUCAACCACCACAGCCAACACCCCGUCCAAGCCGUUUCCUCCAGAACUGGUAUCGUCCACUGGAGGAGCGUUGAACUUUCGCAUUUCACCGGCCAUCAACACGGGCGGGGUGCCCAUUUUGCAAUAUGCUGUGUACAUGAACAGCCCAACCUUUCCCAGUGUCUUUGCACUUGUUUACAAAGGCUCCAACAACACGCCUACGGUCUACGGUCUCACGUUUAGUACUGUCUACACGGUGACCAGCCAGACCAUCAACGCCAUUGGAGCCAGCGAUGUGUCUAGCUCCAUUCAAGCUGUGACUUCGGCCGUUAGCAUUCCCACAAGUCCGCUCAACUUGACUCUAUCGGCAGCACCCACGGGUGGUGCAAUUAGCCUGCAGUGGAUAGCUCCCGUCGAUUCAGGCGGAAUCCCAAUCGCGGGGUAUGCCGUACGUCAAUACUCUUCUCUGGACAUCAUCACAAAUUCCCCAUCCAUUGCUUACCAAGACGAGACUACCAAAGCCUUGACAAAUGUGACACUGUUCAACAUGAAUCCCAACACGACGUACGUUUUCGCAGUCGUGGCGCUGACGUCCAUGAGCCACUGCUUCAACCCGAGCUACAUCCAGGAAAGCAAUCGCAUUGUGGUGAAAACCAAACUCACGACAGCUCCGUCGACGCCAGCUGCACCUAUCGUGACCAAAGCCACGGGGGGAAUGGUCGAAAUCACAUGGACCCCCCCCUUGGACUCUGGCGGGUCCACGUCCGUGCGCUACGUGUUGUAUGCACUCCCAAAAAUACCCUUGUACAAUGGCACGAAUGUGUCAUUUGCAAUCUAUGGGUUUCGAGCACUGUCCAACCAGAGCUACUACGUCGUGGCGUUCUCGGAAGGGGGUAGCUCAACGCCUAGCCCCACGACACUGGCAGCAACCACCGACGUAUCAUCGCCGUCUGCACCCACGUCCAUUGGUGUAACCAAAGCGAUGGCCGAUCGCCUUGUGUUUGUAUGGCAAUCUCCCAUAGACACUGGAGGCGCCACCGUCUCGGACUAUGAAAUCCGUCGCAAUGAAGUCAGUAUCGGACACUCCAACACAACGUCGUUUGAAGACAGUGGGUUGAUGGCCUCUACUUCGUACACAUACACGAUCAUGGCACGAAAUAGCCGAUACCCGAGUGCAUUCAGUGACCCUGUGACGUUCCGCACGGCGAAUGCAACCGCGCCGUCGGCGCCGCUGAACGUUAGGACUGCAGUCACGGGCGGGACCGUCGCUGCCUCCUGGGACCCUCCAUACUCGAAUGGAGGGCUGGCGAGUUUGGGAACCUAUUGCUUGUUGACGCGAACGGGGGCGUUGAUGCAGGACAAGUGGAUCCCCACCACCAGCUCAACUUGUGUGUUUACUGGGCUGACUCAAAAUACCACGUACCAAGUGACGUUGUUUGCGAGAAAUGACGUCAGCAACGGAACGGCUGCGGUGGUCAAUGCAACCACCUCAAAAGCCACUCCGCCGACUUCUCCUUCGAUCCCCGUCGUGCGAAGUCAAGUAGGGGCGUUCGUAGUUGUGGAAAUGACGUUGCCGCAGGAUACAGGCGGCCUCUCCGUCUCCAAAUUGACACUGUAUCGCAAUAGCACCAUUAUAGGGGUGGUUCCUGUGACAUCGUCCAACGUGUCCAGUUACAAUAUCUCAGCGGGGGGACUACUCGCUCGCACGAGAUACGUGUUUCAAGCCAGUGCUUUCAACGGAUACGAAGGGCCGUUGAGUGACGGGCUCGUGUUUACCACUGCGGCGCCGUCGACGCCUUCCAUGGUAGACAGCGUACGGUUGGUGGAGGCCACAGCUACUUCGGUAGCAAUCAAUUGGACACUGCCCGUCAACGACGGGGGAAGCCCCGACACGCUGGCCUUUGAUAUACGGAUCCAGUCUAGUCAAAGCAACACAACGGCAUCUAUCGUCAAGAAUACAUCGAUGGUCGUCCUUGGUUUGGCUCCCAAUACCUUGUACAACAUCUCAGUGCGGAGUCGCAACGUGGCUGGGGCGAGUACUUGGUCCAAUGUGCAGCAAAUGCAAACGCUGUCACUGGCCAAGGGCACCUGUGGGUGGGGCGUAUCGACCGUUCAAACCAAAAUCGAUGCCGGCUCGGUGUCUGUGCCGCUGGUCCGUCGAGGGGGCACAUCUGGGGCUGUGCGGUACACCAUUCGCAGCACAAGCACGGGAAACGUCGUGUUCACUUGCCCAAGUUCCAUCACGUUGCAAGAUCUGCAAACGCAGGCCAGUGUGGUCGUGGCCAUCACGGCAUCCACAGCGUACAACCCAAACGCAUCCAUUUCCCUCGAGUUGAUUGCAGAUACAUCCACGAAUGCAGUUGUGACGUCGUUGUUUGCGAACGUGACCAUCUUUGUCGACGAAGAAGACAAUGCUGGAGCGUUUGACUUCGGCAUGUCUACGAUCACAGUGCGGGAGGACGCGGGCUUGGUGAGCAUUCCCAUUCGUCGCCUGCGCGGUGCCAUGUCGACCGUCGUGUGGACUCCUUCCGACGCCACCGCCUCGCGCAACGGCACCGCUCGAUCCGGCACAGAGUACCAACUUCUGCCGAACCAGCGCAUCUCGUUUGCAACGAACGUGACACAAGCCAGCUUGAUUGUAUCGAUCAUCAACAACCAGCGACCACAGUUCCCACUGCUCUUCUUUUGCCUCACAUUGGUCAAAGUUAGCGGCGGCGGGUACUUGAAUCGUGAGGGAAACGACGUGCUUUGCGCGACGAUAUACAACGACUGGACGCCCGCGAUUCCAUCUCGAGUUCCAAAUCAACUGAACGUGGUCAAAUCCACUGGUGGAUUGCUGCAGUUGGCGUGGCUACCUCCGCCUUAUACGGGGGGCGCGGGGGUGUUUAUUACCCAGUAUUCCGUGAAUGUAUUUUCCAACGGCUCGCUUGUCAAAGCCGUGACGACUCUGACAAAUGCAACAACAGCUUCCAUUGGUGGCUUGAUGGCUUCCACGACCUACACCCUCUCCAUUUGCGCUAUCAACAGAAUUGGCACCAGUAGCGGAAUGAACUUCACUGCGCAAACAACGUCGUUGCCUUCGUUGCCUGGCACGGUCACCAGUGUGCAACUCAGCCAAGUUACGGGCGGGUUUAUGCUGUUGGUGAUUUCCCCUCCUGAUGAUACUGGUGGCGUUGUGGAUGUCAACUAUACCGUGUUUGUGUACAGUCGAGAACGCAGUCAGUUUGAGAGAGUUGGCACGGCCAUGCCGACGAAUCCAGCUUUGUACGCAGUGUACUUGCCCACUGCCAACACAACGUAUACGUUUCAGUUUCAGGCCAUAAACACUAUGGGAUACAGUACCCCAUCGGCCAACUUUACAUUCCGGACGGGCCUUCCGAGUCUACCUGGGCCACCCACGAAUGUCUUGUCGAGGGUUCAAACUGGGGGCGCUAUCACGUUGGAAUGGCAACCACCUGACGACACUGGUGGGGCAGCCAUCGUGGGCUACAACGUGUAUUUUCGAGUAGACAGCGCCACGUCAGAGUAUAAUCCGUUCCAGUGGGCGUUGUUUGCAGCGGAAACCUCUGCGACCAUUGCCAGACUGUAUCAAAAGACAUGGUAUGAGUUUGCGGUUGUGGCGGUCACGUCAAUAGAAGCACAAGUAUUGCCGGGGUUGGGGUCCAUUUCGAACGGCCGACAAGCAAUCACAACGACGACUCCGAUUCCGCGAUCGGCCUAUAAAACCAUUGAAAUGAUGGACAUUUUGUGGUUUCCAGAGGACGAACAACCAGACACCAGUGAAAUUAGACUGACGUCGCCAUAUAUUGGAUUGAAUGUCGACAACUUUGAGAUGGUUGCACUGGGCAGUGCAAGCAAUGUAUUUGCGUGUUCGACCACUCAGCUCACAUUACCGUCGAGCCCUCCAGUGCCGAUCCGAUUGGAUUAUCCAUCUGGCAGUGUGCUGCGUCUACAAGUCAAUUCCCCAUUGGACACAGGCGGCGUUCCCAUUACUUCGUACCGAGUAUUCGUACAAGGCGACGAGAUCUUGAAUUUCGCCAUCGAAGACGCGUCUACCGUGCUUGGCAACCUCCGAAUGGAUUGUAUCAUGCUGGUACCGGGGCUUAGUCCACUAACGUGGUACAAUGUGUCUGUAAUGGCCGUAAAUUUGAAGUCCGCAUGCGAAUCAUCCAGCGCGGGCAGUCGCAGCCCCGUGGGGCUCUUCCGCACCAAUGAAACAUCCUUGCCGCACCCUGUCACAUCCUUGGUCGACACGUCCAGCACGGGCGGCGGGAUCACACUGGCGUGGCAGCCGCCGUUCGAUCGCGGCGUCGGUAUGAACGACACGCUCAUCUUCAGCUUGUACAUGAAGCCAUUGACGUCAAAUGUGUGGAAUUUGAUCCAAAAUGACACGAGAACCAGUGCGUGGGUGAUGAAUCUCGCGUCAGAAACGUCCUACUACUUUGGAGUGGACACAACAUCCUCGGCUGGGUCAGCUGGCUUGGCGUCGAUGCUGGUCAAGACGUUCAAAACGUCGGGUAUCUCCGUGCCUGGGCCGCCGUGGAGUCCAUUCUUUGUGAAUCACACUGGCGGGUCCAUUACUGUGGGAUGGGCACCCCCUAGCGACGACGGCGGCGAGAAAGUUACGAGUUACGUCGUGGAAGUGCAAGGCAUCGACGGAACCCAGCUCACGUCGGCCAACCAGUUUACGUUUUACGGGCUGCUGGCGUCCACAGCUUACAACAUUCGAGUGGCGGCGGUGAAUCUCAUGGGCACGGGAUCGGCUAGUGCGUAUGCAACGUUGAGCACAAGUGCCGCUUCCCCCGCACUCCCGCCCACGACGCCAAAGAUCCUGAGUCAGUCGGGGGGGGCUGUGACACUGAGCUUUACUCCUCCCCUGGACACUGGCGGGGUGCCGCUGGCAGAUCUAUCCUACGCCGUGUAUGCCAACAAUGUGCUCGUCACGACGAUCUCCCACGCCGAGUUCGUACAAUCUGCCUCAUCAACCAGCUCGACGAGGGAGCUGAGCGUUGUCACAUCGGACCUCGAAAGUGUUUCGACGCUACAUCGUCGCCGCCGCCUCGAUGCGUCUGGCAGUGUCACAGUUGGCAACUUGAACCCUUCGACAGUGUACGAUUUUCAAGUCAGAGCCGUGUCGGUGCAAGGAGGUACAAGCGGCGGGUCUCCGCAGCAGUCGGGCCAGACGUCUCAACCCACGACGCCAGGACCUCCAGACUCGCCAAAGCUGGAUAAAGCAACGGGGGGACUGCUGUCAUUCUCGUGGAACGCCGUAACUGACAGCGGCGGGUCGUCUAUCACUGCGUUUGUACUAAAGCUGGUGAAUGUCGACACGCACGACGUCAAGAUGUGCGAAGGCAUGCUGUUUCAAUGCACAAUCUCGGGUCUGGAGGCCACAGCGACGUUUGCAACGACCUUGCAAGCCGCGAAUGCGAUUGGUAUGUCAAGUCCGAGUAAUGUGCUCGAAGUCCGCACGGAAAUCAACUCUGCGCCGUCCACACCAGUCAACUUUGGGAUGGUCAACAUGUACGCUACAGCUAUCGACUUGGCGUGGAGUGCGCCGAGAGAUUUCGGUGGCAGUGUGCUGCAAAUGUACUCGGUGGACGUCACCACCGUCGGUACAAGUACCCUCGUCACCCAACUGGUUGAUGUACCAGCUGAUGCAAGCCAAGUUGUGCUGUGCACGGUUGACGAUCUGACACCUCUAACGCAAUACAGUGUGACCGUGAGGGCAGUGACGUUUGAUCAAUUGGGAGACGUCAGCAAGACUCUAACUCUCACAACGCCAGCUGAUGCCAAUGCACCGCUGCCACCCGUGGAUUCCGUCCAACUGGCGUGGAGGGUAUCGCCCCGCGCAGUGGGAUACAACGUCGAUCGUAACAGCAUACUGAUCUACACUGGCACGACUUUGUCCUUUGAAGAUACGCAGAACCUGACGCCAGGACAGCCAUAUUCGUAUCGAAUCCAAGAAAUUCGAAGCGAUCAGUCCUUGUCCCACUGGAGUGCGCCUGCAAUGACAUCCACAUUGACAGCCCACGAUCCCGUCAUCGCAUGUUCAAAUGAUCUCGCCUUAAGUAUCGUUCAACAAGGGUACGCGAACAACCAAACCAAAAUAUGGAAGCUACAACACUCCACGGGACCACUUGUACACACGUACUUGAACUUUGCAACGUUUUCGGUCGAGUGCGACCACGACCAAGUACUAGUUGAAGAAAUCAAUCCGACCACAAACAUGAGUAUGGUGCUGUGGCGUGGCGGAUGCACUCGCCACCAACCAUUUGGCAUCGUCUCCACGUUUGCCAACAGCGACAUGUUUGUCACGUUCACGACAGACUCGUCUGUGACACUGGAUGGUAUCACGUUAAACGUGGAAUCAUUCGAUGCUGCCAAGGACACUCCCCGGGUGACGCAGAUUCCGUGCCCAUCACACCAGAAUAUUUCAUGUGCUAACAAUGGCAUUUGCACCGGAGCGUCCGGUCUGUGUCUGUGCAGUGUCGGGUACACUGGAGAAGACUGCAGCCAGCGCAUUUUGUGCACCAAUGGACUGGUGUGUCCGGAUGGCUCUGCGUUUUCGGGUCCAGACGAAGUGGUGAUGCUCGUGGAUGCCAAGCAGGGGAACGACGAGCGAGGGACGGGGGCGGUUAUGAACGCCACUGCCCACGGCACUGCAAGUAAAGCCGUGCGAAGUCUAGCCAAAGCACUCGACUUUCUGUCUUCGUUUCCAUCGACCAAGAAGAAGACAAUUCUGCUGUAUCCGGGCGAGUAUGUCGGCGCGAUCAACUGCGACGUGCAAAUUUCAAACGCGCAGAUUGACAUACAUGGAGUGUACGGCGCCUCGUUGACUGUGUUUACGUGCCCCGAAGGCCAGUGGAGUGUCGACGGUGGCAUGGUCAGUGUCACAGGGGUGACAUUUCAGUCUCGUGAAACCGACUCUGCGCAGCUCAGUGUCACAGGAGGUGGCGUGUUGAAGCUAUUUCAGAGUUCAGUUCGUGGUGGAGUGGGUUCGUCCGAGCUAGGGGGCGGGAUCUACGUCGAGCUGUCCAGUGUGUAUCUCGAACAAUCCGUUAUAUCCCAGUGCUCGGCCAACUAUGGCGGUGCGAUAUACGCGUACAACAGCAGCGUUACGCUCAACAACUCGAGGAUUACCGACAACCUGGCUCUGUUAGACGGUGGUGGCAUAUACGCAGACGGGUCGUCCGCUGUCUCAGGUUGGAGUUCGUUUAUCCAGUCGAAUUCUGCGACACGGUACGGCGGUGGCGUCUUCGCCUUGGGUUUGGCUAACGUCCUCUGGUCCGAUCCCCUCGGUCCACUUGAAAUUGCACUCAACGUAGCGUCAUACGGCGGCGGUAUUGCCAUCAACGGGAGCUUGGCAUCGUCGAAUGUGCGUCUAACGUCGAACAAUGCCACAACCGACGGCGGUGGCUUGUACUUGUUGACGUCAUCUUCCGUUUCGGAUUCUAACUCCGUCAUCAUGUUGAACCAUGCAAUGCAGUCGGGCGGCGGCGUGUUCACCUUGUCCGACCAAUGGCUUUGGUUUCGCCAGUCUACCGUGUCUCAGAAUUCGGCCAAGUGGGGUGGUGGCAUGGCGAUUCACGACACAACUUGCGUUGUGACUGGUGUGACGAUCCACGAGUGUACAAGUGAACUGCAUGGCGGUGGCUUGAGUGUGGUGAAUUCCACGGUGGAGUUGGUGCUCGUGGUUAUUACUCAUAACACGGCGAAUGCAAGCGGCGGUGGCGUCUACCUUCGCACCGCAGCACUGACUGGUCCUGUGGACAUUGCCGAGAACGCAGCUGGCAUGUCUGGUGGUGGCAUCUUCAUCCAAGGCGAGUCAACGUUACAACUCGCGUCGAUAUCUCGUUGUACGGCGCCCAACGGCGGUGGAUUCCACGCUAUUUCUUCUCCUUCUCUCCAACUCAACUCUGUCACAGUGGCCAAUUGCACCGCGACUCAACACGGUGGAGGUGGCGUCCUCGAAAAUGUUCGCGCUGUGACCGACUCUUUCGUUGUUCAAGACAACGCCGCGACGUUCGGAGGUGGGCUUCACGUCGACGGAGCCCACUUGGUCACUGGUACUGGUCUUGGCCGAUGUGUGAUACAGUUCAACAAAGCGGCGUUUGGCGGCGGAGUGAGUGCGUUGUCAAGCCCAUCGCCGUCGUCUUUAAGGUCUGUGACGCUGCAAAACAACAUCGCACAUGACAAGGGAGGUGCCAUGUUCGCUCAAUUAUGCACGGUUGGCCUGGUGGACGUCUUCGUGGAUUCUUGCUCCACUCCCGGCCAAGGCGGUGGCUUGUACCUGCUAAGGUCCACCGUCGAGCACUCGAAUGUACUGGUUCAACACUGCUCGGCCACGGACGGCGGCGGCGUGUUCCUAUCGUCAGCUUCGUUGGAACCUCCUGGCGCGCUGACUGGGUUCAUAAGCCUAUCCCAUAACGAAGCCAACACCAUGGGGGGCAAUAUCCACUUGGCGAAUCAUAGCUCCAUGUCGUACGUGAACAGUGUGAAUGGCACGGCGUGGAGAGGUGGUGGGGUGUCUGGAAGUCAGUGGAGUGGCACGUGUGCGUUUUGCAUCGUCGCAGACUCGGAGGCCAACCAAGGAGGUGGGAUGUACCUCUACGAAAGCUCGAUCUACCUGACUCACAGCUCCAUUCGACGCAACUUUGGCGUCCAAGGCGGUGGCAUGUACCUGAAUUACGCCAACGUCAGUCACGACAGAGUCGUCGUCGAGCACAACGUUGCCGCGGAGGGACCUGGUUUCUGGAUUGGCAAUACCACGACGGUCAGCAGCCAAACCGGCACAUACAGCCUGUUAACGGGCAACUACUUUGACAACGCAACGGCCGAGUACUUUGGCGGCGCCAAUGUGUUUAUAGGGGAAUCUGUGACAGGGUUUGAAUUGGCCAAUUGGAACAUUUCGGCCGGCCAAGCGUACCGUGGAGGUGGAGCCUAUGUCUCGAACGGAGCGAGCGGGGCGUUUCGAAGGUGUUUGUUUCAAUUCAACUUGGCAUCGAGUGAAGGCGGGGGGGUGUUUGUGAUGGAGUCUACGACGCUGACCAUUGAAAGUUGUCUGUUUGACUCGAACGUGGCUCCGUCGGGGGCUGCGCUUCUCGUCAACAGCGACGCAUCUUUCAGUUAUUCCAGCGCCAACGUUACCGUGAUCGACACCGUUGUGGCCAACCACAAGGGUUCCAGGCACGGUGCUUUUCGAGUGCUCUCUGCGAAUGUAAAUGCUAUCCGUUGCGAUUUCACCAACAACUCCGUGGAUGGCGGAGGCUUUGGAGGGGCCGUGUCGUUCAAGAGCACACGCUUUGCCUUUACAGCAAGCACGUUUUCUCACAACUCUGCGACACAGGGUGCGACAGUGUACCUAGAAUCCAACAGCCAAGGCACGUUCACCAGUUGCACCUUGUCUGGUAACUGUGCUUCCAUGAACUCUGUCCCUAUUGCAACACAUGGGGGCGUCCUGUACAUCGGAAAAGAGUCCAGUGCGACGCUGGCCGGUUCCACCGUCGUCACAUGUGGGUCUGCAGUGUUUGGCGGGGGGAUCUACGUGGCCACGGCAACGUUAACCAUACGCGAUGAGUCGUCUAUUGUUACCCACCGUGCGACUCAAUUCGGUGGCGGAGUCUUCUUGGACGAGUCGACAAUGUAUCUGUUUUCAGGGCAUGUUGGAGACUGUGAUGCGAAGUACGACGGAGGAGGCAUCUACAUUCAACGGAAUUCGAAAUUGAUUGGCAAGAACGCUACCGUCGAUGGCAACACCGUGACCAACGAUGGCGCGGCCAUUUACAUUGCGUCUGGAAAGAACUCGGUCGUUCUGAACGCCUCCGUUGUAUCAAGCAACACGGCACUGCAUUUUGGAAGCGGUAUUUACGUGGGACGUGGAUCGGGCUCAACGUUCACCGACGUGACCUUUACCGAGAAUGCAGCCGUCUUGGGCGGUGGGCUGUACAUCUCGGACACUACGUCGACGCUGAUUCGGUGUACAUUCCAUCGCAAUUCGGCUGACCGUGGCGCUGGGGUAGCCGUGGAUCGCAGUGGGAACCUCGUCGCAAGUGGGUGUGUAUUCGUUGAAAACGUAGCCGACGAUGUUGGCGGUGCCAUCGUCUUGCUGUCGAAAACGGUGGCUGCCGUGACCAACCAGUCGAGUUUCACUGGCAACGUCGGUCGAAGUGGCGGGGGCAUCUACAUGGAAAGCGCCAGUCAAUUGAGUUUGGACUCGGCCGAGUUUUACGAGAAUCAAGCCGCGAGCAACGGGGGCGGCAUCGCUGUUGCCGGGAACGCCGCGUUGAAUAUGUCGCAUUGCGCCUUUGUAGAGAACGUGGCGGUGGACGGCGCAGGGCUGCACCUAGCUACAACCUCGUGGGUACAAUUACAGGAUUCGUCAUUUACCGCCAACCAAGCUUCGUUUCGAGGCGGCGCUGUGUUCGUUCAAAAGAGUAGCACGACGGUUUCCCAGCGUCUGAGCGUCACUUCGAACGUGGCCACGAGCGGCGGCGGAGUGUUUUGGCUCAUUGGCAGUACCACCGCCCCCGACGUAUUCCAUUGCAGCGACUGUUCGAUUCACAGCAACGAUAUGUACGACAAGGCAACGGAUUCGAUGCAGUUUGCCGUGUCGUGGUGGCCCACGCAUGCGACCAGCGGCACGUACUUGGUCAAGGUCGACGAAGUCGAGUCGAUUGUGCCUGUGAAUGUGUCUGUGGAUGGUGGAGAGAGCAAGAAUCUGUGGCCACGCUUGAUGGUGCAGGACUACUACGGCCAGCAGUCCGUGACAGACAACUCGUCCACGUGCAUCAUCCAAGCAGCGACCAAUCAGACGACAGGCAUCCUCUUCGAACCGGGCGUGCCCUUUUUAUCUCAAACUGGCACUGUGACCUUUCUCAACGCCGCCGUCGUCAGCGAUGGAGCCAACAUCACGUACGCACUGGAAGCAGUGUGCUCGAUUCCAUUGGCCAAUGAAGGCUACCAAUACAUUGACUUGAACGUGACCGUGUAUCCUUGCAAACCGGGCUUUCGACUGGCCGAAAACAAGCGGUGUACUCGUUGUGGCGUGGGACAGUAUAGUUUGGAUGGCCAGCACUGCUUUGACUGUCCUAAAGGCGGCAACUGCGACCAGUUUGUGGUGAACGUUGCGUUCCCAGACGUCCAACUCGCGUACGGCGUGACCUUUCCGCGCACGGUGGCCAACUUCAUGACAUUCGAAGCGACCAAGACCGUGCUAGCCGGAUGUGUUCCGUCCACGUGGGACUCUACGGAUCCGUGUCUACAAUUCGCUGCCAAGCAAGUGGGCGGUGUGACCAACUUGAAGGAAUCAUCCGCCAUUGAUCUGAACUUGGUUAUGAACGACUGUGCGCAUCUCAAGACUAGCAUUGCGUUCCAAAAGUAUUGGCCACCGGAACGCCAGUACUCAUGCUUGACGAAUUCGUCGUUUUAUAAAUGCGAAGUCCCUGGGUCGUGUCCAGCCGACGUUGUCGCAGACAAACCUCAAAUCAACACUGACACAAUUCCGUGUGCGACAGGGUAUCAAGGACCCACGUGUUCCGUGUGCAAACCAUUUCAUAAACGAACGUCGUCUGGUGAAUGUGCCUCGUGCGAGGACGUGAAUGCUGCGAUUCGGAGCGGACUGACGUGGCAAAACUUCUUGCUUCCAGGGCUGGUGCUACUACUGCUCGUUGGAGUUGUCGUUGGCAUUCGAGGCUUCUUGGCUGAUGGCACGGACGUGAAGAUUCUCGGCAAAGCCCAUGCAGAUCGAAAAUUUCAAGUGCACAAUGUCCGCGUGGCUGAAAAGGGCAAGGUGGCCAAGUAUAUCGAAGCCAAAGUCUCUGCUUGGAAGGCAAAGAACGAGCUGAAAGCAGCCGAAAAGAAGAAGCACGACAAGUCGAUUGUGUUUGGCAUCGCGCCCGUGAAUGUGAUUGUGGGGGUGUACCUGAGCCCAGAAAAGAUCAAAAUUCUCAUUGGAUUUUUCCAAAUCUUUGGCAACUUAAAGAAAACGUACGAAGUGCAGUGGCCCAACACGGUCAAUAGCGCCAUGGACUCGACGUCCAAGUUCAACCUGGAUUUGAUCGCGGUGGCGGGCUUGGAUUGUAUCAUGGAACGCACGUUCUACUUUGACCUGAUCUUGCUGUUUGUAAUCCUUGGGUUCUUGCUCGGUGUAAUUGCAUUCUUUUACGUGCACGGCAUCCACUCGUACGAGAAGAAGCUGUCGUCGAUUCCCCGCAACUGCACCCGGUGCGGCCAUCCCGUGCGCGAGUCGUAUUCAAGGCGUGUAUAUGAACGUUUGCCAGCUACGCUCGCUCAAGGCGGCAAAGUGCCUCCGAAGCUCCGGCAGAGUUUACAUCGAUUGAGCUGCCUUGUGGACAGCGAACCGGACGCGAACGCCCCCGACGACCGCAAAAUCAAGCGCGAACUAGGCAUUUCCACAGUCAAAACAGACGUGCUGUCUGUGUACCCGUCUCGGCACUUGCAGCACCAGUGCCCAAGCGACGACGUCCUCAGUGGGAAGCUGCUGGACCGGACGCUCAGGGCCAACCUCCGCGUGUGGCAGGCCCGCACUAAGCUGCGCAUGAACUACCACUCGUACAAGAACAAGUGCUUCAAGCUGUUUAUGUGGCUGCUGCUCAUCUUGUACCCCAACGUGUGCCAGUACAUUCUCAACAUCUUCAACUGCCAAGAGAUUGGCAACAAGUACUACAUGGUUGUGGACCGAAGUUUGGUGUGCUAUGACGCCCAGUGGGGAUUUUACUCGCUCUUUGGGUUCGUGGGGCUCGGCGCGUGGGUGGCCGGUGUCCCGCUCUUCUUUUACAUCGUCAUUAACCGCGUCCGCACUGCCAACAUCCGGGAGCGCAUGAUCAUAUUGAAGAACCCUCGGUAUCGGUACUUGAGGCACAAGUGGACCCGCAAUAUGCGCGCGUAUUUUGCCACGCGGGGCCGAUACAUCAAAGAGCACGAGUUCUACGACGUUGAAAACGACUUGUUGUACGAGUACAUGUGUUAUCUCAACAUGACGGACUCGGUGAACCGACUGCGCGUGGGGUUCAUUUACCAAAACUACGUGCCCGAGUUUUGGUGGUUUGAAGUCCUCGAGUUGCUGCGCAAGUUGUUCAUGAACGGCCUCGUGAUCUUUGUGCACAACAACCCAGUGUUGAAGGCCGUGCUAAGUAUCACGUGGAGCAUCCUCCUCAUGAGCGGCAUCCUGUACUACCGGCCGUACGUGGCCUGGAGUAACAACCUCGUGAGCAGCAUGACGCAGUUCCAGCUCAUUCUGACGCUGUGGGUGGGUCUCGUGCUCGUUCUGAACGCCCAAACGGGGCUGAAUCUGCUCAACCAGCAGCAAAUUGUCAACAUUAUGCUCAUACUCAACUUUAUGGCCGUGGUCGCUACGGGGUACAUCAUGCUGGACGAAGCGCGGUCCCUGUCCAAGCAGCAGAUUGCCAUUCAGGAAGCAGAGCGAAAGGAUAAGAUCCGCCAUGCCGUGACCAGACUGUGGCAGAAAGCAUACAACCACGCCGUGUACAAAGCCAUGCAAACGAACCAGACCGGUCGGACAUUCUCCGUGCCAGCGUUCCUCGAAGCGGUGCGACUGCACAAGCUCGAACUGGCCCAAGCUGCCGAGUAAAGAUAUAUAUAUAGGCCCACAACAAUCGCAAGAGUCAAGCACAGCGCUGGACGAGUAUAUAUAUAUAAAUAUAUUUGUAUGAUUUUACACCAUGUCGGUUUCAAGCUGCAACAUGGUCGCAACAAUCCUGAUUUGCCUCGUCAUCAGCGGUGGAAUUGAAAUCUUGCGGGCGCGGACUACUGGUAGUACCAUUUGCUUCAACAGGACCUAAGGAAACCACAGCACAUACACAAUCCGUUGGGUAUGAUCAUCGUGUACUUAUAAGCCAUCAAUGUCAAUCUCGCAGCAGUUCACAAUGACAACAUCAAGCUACUAGUACGUCCAAGUUGAGUUGGAUAUAAAUGUCCAUAUCUCGUACAGGAAGUUUCAGGCCAAACUGGCCAGUGUGGCUUCUCCACUGG
This is a messenger RNA of Aphanomyces astaci, 28640 nucleotides long. RefSeq lists its product as hypothetical. Gene Ontology annotation, molecular function: protein binding. Gene Ontology annotation, biological process: cell communication; proteolysis. The record is from RefSeq and is a predicted model, not a curated record. Lineage: Eukaryota; Oomycota; Saprolegniomycetes; Saprolegniales; Verrucalvaceae. The transcript is spliced from 38 exons. Bases 1 to 28239 code for a protein of 9412 amino acids. Gene Ontology annotation, cellular component: membrane; extracellular region.